This is a messenger RNA of Neolamprologus brichardi, 963 nucleotides long. The record is from RefSeq and is a predicted model, not a curated record. Lineage: Eukaryota; Metazoa; Chordata; Actinopteri; Cichliformes; Cichlidae.
AUUAUCAUGAGAUGGCCUGGAUCAAAACAGAGGACCUUUCAUGUAUGGCUGUAUCCGGGAGGUUAUCUUAUCUCUGCUCUUUGCUUUCAGUAGGCUAACGUAACGUUUAUACACUUUUUAUGGUUGAGUCGCUGAAACAAUCAGGAGUACUUGAACCAUGUGGAACGGUUGUAUUUUUUCUCCUUAAAAGUUGGUGCUUUCCCCGAAAGUGUGGGUUAGACAGCUUUUAAACGGGUCAUUUUUACGUAUUUACCACGACCGUCGGACUUUAUUUUCUUUUCAGUGUUUGUGUCUCGGCUUUUUGUGACCUAUAUUUCGCCGUAAGUUGGUCGCACACGCGUUAACAGUCGCCGUCGUUCGUCGAUGACCCAGCCUCUCAUUUCCGAAAGCUUACGGAGAUUCACCGAGCAGCGACCCAGCCCCUCCCGUCCCCCCCCUCUCGUCACCGCUCCAGCGACUCUCCCCUCGGCUCCACUCCGAGGAGGAACCCGGUGCCCCCGGCUGAUCGUUUCCAAUUACGUUACCCCAAGAUGGAGGUCUGCAGAUGGCACUGCUAGCGUCAACGACUCCCCGCAACCGUCCGUGUGGCUUUAAUGACGCUUUUGUCAGGACAGGAGUGAUUGUGUGCCAUCUUUUUGUCGAUAUUUUGGGGGGCUCUACUUGGGAGAUACCGAGCUCCAGAUUCGGGUUGUGGCAGCCAUGAGCUCCGGGGAAGGAGCGGAGGAGACCACGAAGGACGCCAGCGACAUAGAGGCGUUCUUCAAAACCGAUGGAUCCCUCCCUAAAGAGCCAAAAGGAGAUGUAUCGAGCCAGAUAGCAGGUUUCAGGAGAAAUGAGGAGAUGAGAGCGAUGGAGGUGCUUCCCAUCCUCAAAGAGAAGGUUGCCUUUCUGUCAGGUAAGGUUAUGUGUGUUUGUCUGGUCUCAAAAAUGCACCACCCCCUGCUGUCUGAUCAUGGCAAAUAA